Messenger RNA from Culex quinquefasciatus (southern house mosquito), 2821 nucleotides. RefSeq names its product UPF0676 protein C1494.01. The record is from RefSeq and is a predicted model, not a curated record. Gene Ontology annotation, molecular function: dioxygenase activity. The transcript is spliced from 7 exons. Lineage: Eukaryota; Metazoa; Arthropoda; Insecta; Diptera; Culicidae. The coding region runs from base 956 to 2161 and encodes 401 amino acids.
CGGACCAAAGCUGAGCAAACGAAGCAAAGUAAAACGAAACGCGCGCGCCUUUCAGUCGUCGAUCGUUCCUUGUCAGCAGCAGGCAGAGUGAGUGAGUUGGUGAGCCAGUCGGUAGCUGUCGCGUUGGUCGGUCGGUCGAUACUCUCUCAGGCAUAGCACAGGUCAUCGUCACUGCUGCUUGGACGGACUGACUAUAGUAUAGGAAGAGAGCGUUGCGAGGUUCGUUGUGGGGCGCCGAAGCCGUUUCGGAAAUAGAUCUUGUACGCGUACUCAGCGGUGACCACCUUCAGUCAGUCAAACAGGUCACGUCACGGGUUGUUACUGAGCGCGAGUGGUGUGGUUUUCUUGAGGCGCACUGCAGUGUGGCGUAAUCCGCCACGACUUAUCACAUACAGCUUGAGCCCAACUUCCGGGCAAGUGUCGUACGCGUACGCGUAAGCAACAUCUAACAGUGCAGUGCAGUUUGUGAGCUUGCAGAGGUCGGGUUCGGGUGGUGUUUGCUGGAAUGGAAAGUACUUUCAACUCGUCGAUCGGAAAAAAGUUGCCCUCGAAAUUGCUAUUGCUAGUAUUGGUUCCAGCCAGAGCUGCAGACCAAAACAACAAAACUAGCCAUUCACAUGGUAUGGUUUGCGUGUGGUGAUCCUCUCUCUUUCUUUGAGGCGGCCCAUAGUGCUUGGAUGGCUACAAAACAAGCGUGUCAGGAAGGAGAGCGAAAGAGAUACCAGCAAUAAUAAUAAUAAUACACAUUCAACACGCCGAGGUACGAAGAGUGGAACAUAAAAAAACGCGGAAAAUAUCCACGAAACAAAGAAAAAAAGAACUUGUUAAAGUGAACUCCAAAAGAGAGACGACGAGAAGAGAGAAAAAAGUUUCUUUCUUCCGACGAGACUGAUCUCUGAAGAAGAAAAGAUCUAAAUUUUCCGUUUAAAGCAAAGGAGAAUCCAGGUGCGCAAACAUGCUCAAGAGUGGCAACGGCGGCGGUGCCGGCAAACCCGGCAGCGAGGAAAAGAUGGACACCCUGCUGUCCACCAGCCAGAUACCGAUCAUUGAUCUGGCCCACUGUGGCACUGAGGAAUGUCCGAUCCGGUCGGUCGUAAAUCGCGUUGGUGGACAACUGUUUCGUGCGCUGUCGGAGAAAGGCGUUGCACUGCUGGUCAACCAUGGCAUUCCCGAGGAAAAGAUAAAAAUGGCAUACAGUCAUUUAGACGAUUUCUGCAAAUUGCCAGACGAUACAAAGGAGAUGUACCUGCGCAAAACCGGUAAUCACGGCUACAUAAAACCCGGUCAAGAGCGAUUCGACGGAGUAUCCAAGGACAUCCGUCACACGUUCAACAUUUGCACGCUGAAGCCGGAAGCACCCCUGCCUGAGGAACCCCUACCAGGAUUCCGGGAACACAUUUCCGAUUUGGCCACAGAUUUCCAGCGAUUGUCAUCCCUGCUGCUGCAAGCGUUGGCCAUUGGUUUGGAGCAGCCCACCAAGUACUUCCUGGAGAAGCACUCGCACAUUCUGGACGGCGAAAGUGAAAACCAGUCGACAUUCCGCCUGUUGUACUAUCCGCCGUUGAUCGAGGACGAUGGCAAGAACGAGCUGCAACGGGGCACCUGCAAGUACAGCCAGCAACGCUGCGCCAAGGACGAGAUUGACCUCUCGAUUCCCGAGGAUUACAGGAAAAAGCGAGCUGAGGAGGAGGAGGAGCGGAGGGAGGACGACGAGAAGCGAACCCGUUGUGGGGCACACUGUGAUUAUGGAACGUUUACCCUGCUGGUUCAGGACUCCGAAGGUGGACUCGAGGUGAAGCUGCCCGGAGUGGACAAGUGGAAGCGCGUGGGACAUCUGCCGGGGGCGAUUCUGAUCAACGCGGGCGAGCUUCUGUCCACGUGGACGAACGAUAAGAUUACGGCAUUGCUCCACCGCGUUGUGAUACCGGAAGAAGAAGCCCUCAAAACCCGCGGUAGACACUCAAUAGCAUUUUUCGUGCACCCUGAUAACUGCAUAGACAUCGAGCCGUUCGAACUGCCCACCUCGAGCUCCUCCAACUCGCUGGACUCGAUGGACAAGAAACCAAAGAACCGGAAAAAGUCCUUCAAAACGGCAAAGACAAAAAUCUACAACGCUUACCAGCACGUCCAACGCCGCUUCAAAGAGACGUAUGCUUCCUGAAGGAACGAGAUGGUGGUGCGAAGGAUAAACUCGCGGAAAAAAACUUUUCCUUCGGAAGCUGUUUAAUGUCCCGGCAUCUUUUUUUAAUAUUUAGAUUAAACUAAAUAGCGAAAACUACUUUCAGAUCAUGGAAAAAAAAACUACUUACUCAUGGCUGUCGUUGGUGGCAGCGUCAAGGGUUGUGACUGUAAAUAUGAAACUGUGUACACACGCAAAACUGACUAGUUAAUUAUCCUACUCAGACUUUUCUUUAUAUUACUUAACCGGUUGAAAAUAUGGUUUUCCCUGUAGCCGAUAUUUAUUUGUCCUUUCUUGAACUUAUUUAUUAGCUUUCCCCCAUGCAAGACGCAUGACUUUCAAGUAAACUUCACUUGCUCUAAUCAGUUGGAAUAUGCAAUAGCUUCCAACAAAACUGCCACAUGUUGCUGAUUGGAAAAUACAAAAUAAUAUCGUUCAAGUCUUCCGUUUACUUGCUAAUAUUUUUUAAAUCGAUGGUAUUUUUAUCGACUCUCCAGUUAAAAGUAGGACAUCUGCGAGUGAUUGAAAAGCAAACCUCGUUUCUUAAGCUGAAGCAUUUUUUUCGAGCACACCGUCAACACAAAAAGAUAUGAAAAGUGAUAUCUUAUAAUAAAAUUUAGGACUUACUUUUGUAGAAUAUAA